Molecule: messenger RNA, 1273 nt
Organism: Cucumis melo (muskmelon)
Lineage: Eukaryota; Viridiplantae; Streptophyta; Magnoliopsida; Cucurbitales; Cucurbitaceae
Product: rac-like GTP-binding protein ARAC1
Exons: 8
Coding region: 205-798 (197 amino acids)
Biological process (GO): regulation of actin cytoskeleton organization; regulation of cell shape; cortical cytoskeleton organization
Cellular component (GO): cell projection; cell cortex; cytoskeleton
Molecular function (GO): protein kinase binding; GTP binding; GTPase activity
Source: RefSeq, a predicted model, not a curated record
AAUAAAUAAUAUAUAAUUUAUUGUUUGUAUUUGUAAUGAAGAAAAAAAAGAAAAUAAAGUAAGGGAAAAAGAACUGAACCAACGAAGGUUUGUUGGCGCAGAUUGGUUUGCUCAACGAACGCUUCAUCGGCAUUAUUUCCCGGCUUCAAAGGUUCACGAUCUGAGGCCCCCCCACCUCCACCCCCACCCCGCCCCUUUCUCACAAUGAGCGCUUCAAGGUUCAUCAAGUGCGUCACCGUUGGAGAUGGAGCUGUUGGCAAAACUUGUCUCCUUAUCUCCUAUACCAGCAACACCUUCCCCACUGAUUAUGUGCCUACUGUUUUUGACAAUUUCAGUGCAAAUGUAGUUGUGAAUGGGAGCACUGUUAACCUAGGGUUGUGGGAUACAGCCGGACAGGAGGAUUAUAACCGGCUAAGGCCUUUGAGUUAUCGUGGGGCAGAUGUUUUUAUAUUGGCAUUCUCUCUCAUUAGCAAGGCCAGCUAUGAAAAUGUUUCUAAAAAGUGGAUUCCAGAGUUGAAGCAUUAUGCUCCUGGAGUGCCUAUUGUUCUGGUUGGAACUAAGCUUGAUCUUCGAGAUGAUAAGCAGUUCUUUAUUGAUCAUCCUGGCGCAGUUCCUAUUUCAACAGCUCAGGGAGAGGAGCUUAGAAAGCUGAUUGGAGCUCCAGCAUACAUCGAGUGCAGCUCAAAAACUCAGCAGAAUGUGAAGGGAGUUUUUGAUGCAGCAAUUAGGGUUGUACUUCAACCUCCAAAGCAGAAGAAAAAGAAGAGCAAAGCUCAGAAAGCAUGCUCGAUAUUAUGAGCGAAAUUCUAGUUGUGAAAACAUGACACCAUCCUUUGUCUGCCUGUAUUCUCUCAUCUUUUCUUUUCUCUUCUUUUUUUUCUUUUUCUAUCUUUCCUUUUGAUUCUGUAGUAGCCUAAAAGUCUGAUUUAUUUUUCUGUCCCGCAAUACUCGCAAUCUCUGUGAAGCAUCAACGGGUAGUUUGUUACUGCUUUCCUGGAAACGACGUGGUAUCGAAUUAAAAGACAAGAUGUUCCUGACCUUUAUUAGCCUUUGGUUUUAAUUAUGUACUAAUAGAGAUUUGGAUACGGGAAUGCGACAACAGUUAGGAAGAAGGCAAUGUGUUUGGAAAAGGGCAGUUGGAGUUUGUAUGAUGUGCUUGAAAAGUGUAUGUAUGGAGGGAAGAAGGGGAAGGGGAUUUGUAAUGCAAGUGUGUGCUUCAAAGAGAAACAUUGGUGGAUUCUUUUAUUUAUAAAUUUGCAUUCUGACUUUGACA